AUGUGGAUGUCUCGACAUGCUUUGGGUCGUAUCAUCUUCUGUGGUAGUCGUCGUCUAGCCAUAGCAGUGAAUCCGCUUGCUGUUGUGAGGACGUCUCCUGAUGUUCAUCACAACUCGAGGCGCUUCUGCGUAACUGCAGAGCGUCAUGAAUUUCAGGCAGAAACGAGAAAUCUGAUGGAUAUCGUGGCCAAAUCCCUGUAUUCACAUAGUGAGGUUUUCAUCCGUGAACUCAUUUCAAAUGCAUCGGAUGCCCUAGAGAAAAGGAGAUGUGCAGAGCUGAGUGGACAGGUGACAGAAGGUCCUAGCGAAAUUCGUAUUACAACUGAUGAGGUUAAUCGUUUGAUUACGUUUGAAGACACUGGAAUCGGUAUGGAUCGUAAAGAUCUUCUUGAGUGCCUUGGAACUAUAGCAAAGUCUGGGAGCAAGGAAUUUAUGGAGGAGAAUAAAAACAAUGCGGAGGCCGUGAUUGGUCAGUUUGGGGUCGGAUUCUACUCCGCUUUUAUGGUUGCAGAUUCAGUGGUUGUAACUACGAGGAAAAUAGGCACGGACAAUGAUCAGGGAUUAAAAUGGACUUGGAAUGGGGGUAAUUCGUAUGAAAUGUCGAGUGAAAAAGGAUUACCUACUGGCUGUCGUAUUGAAAUUCAUUUGAAGGCUGGUGACUCUGCCGAGUACGCGAAUCCCGAACGGGUGAAAGAAAUUAUUGAUAAGUAUUCGUAUUUUGUUGCUACUCCUAUUCUUCUGAAUGGUGAACGCAUCAACAGCCUUAAUGCCUUAUGGACAAUGAAUCCAAAAGAUGUCACAAAAGAGAUGCACGAGUCUUUCUUCAUUUUUUUUUUUGACGACCUAGUUAUUUCACCACAUUUGUUGCAGACAGACACACCAGUAUCAUUACGUUCAGUGAUGUACAUUCCACAACAUCGGUACACAAUGCUCGAAUACGCUGCGAAGUCACAAAACAGAGAUUGCGGUUUGUCGUUGUAUGCGAGACGUGUCCUCAUCAAACCAAAUGCUGGUGAACUCCUUCCGAACUUCCUCCACUUCAUUAUGGGUAUUGUGGAUUCCGAGGAUGUUCCGUUGAAUCUGAGCCGGGAAAUGCUCCAAAAUAACCCAGUGCUUAGGAAGAUCCGGAAGAUUCUUACCGAUAAAGUAUUGGGUUUUUUCCAAAGUGAGAUGAAGAAGGAUUAUGAAAAAUACACAGAAUUCUACAAACGGUACAGCAUUUUUUUCAAGGAGGGUAUUGUGACUGAAGUUGAUCACUCAUAUAAGGAAGAGAUUGCGAAACUCUUACUUUUCGAGUCCUCCAAUCUAAAGCCGGGUGUGCUGACGAAUCUAACUGAGUACUGUAAUCGAAUGCAAGAAGAUCAAAAGGAAAUUUACUACAUGUUCUCUCCAAGCCGAAGUCUCGCUGAAUCGUCUCCUUAUUACGAACUGAUUCAAUCACAAAAUAAGGAGGUUAUCUUUCUAUACGAGCCUGCAGAUGAGGUAGAAAGCGUUGUGCAUUUCUUCUUGAAUUAUCUCGUUGAACAAUUUGUUUCAGGGCAGUUCCGUGAUACUGAUAAGAAGGAACUGUUAGAUUGGAUCAAGACUACCCUUGGUUCUGUGAAGGUUUCCGAUAUAACGGGAAAUCACCGACCAAGCGAGCAUCCUGUAAUGCUGACUAUAAAGCAUGAAAUGGGAGCUGCUAGGCAUUUGCUUCGUACCGGUGAAAUUAAGGAUAUGGAGCACCUUGUGUUCCUUCAGCCAUGUCUCCAUGUAAACCUUUCGCAUCCAUUGAUCAAAAGUCUAUAUCAAAUGAAACGAACAGAUAAGAGUACUGCAGAGCUUCUUAUAUCGCAGAUUUAUGACAACGCUUUGAUCACAUCUGGCCUUUUGAAAGACACAUCGGCUAUGGUGCAGAGGUUGAAUAAACUUCUAACACAGUUGUCCGCUGGAGACAAAAGUACAAUCUUGACACCUUAG
Messenger RNA from Angiostrongylus costaricensis, 1959 nucleotides. NCBI's taxonomy places the organism in Eukaryota, Metazoa, Nematoda, Chromadorea, Rhabditida, Metastrongylidae. The record is from the annotation of a GenBank genome assembly.